AAAACCUGAUAUUCAUUUUGAUUUUGAUUUCUCAGAUUUUGAUUUCGCGUUAUCUUUUGUGUCUUCUCCUUUGAAUCUCAUCAAGUACUCAAGUUUUAAUUUCUGGGUCUGCUGUUUAUGGAUUCAGAAAUGAUGGGUUUGGCACAUGUUUGGCUAAGGCCAAUGGGUCUUGAACUACUAUUUAACGGUAGUAGUUAACCGAGUUAAGGCCAAAUGGGUUUUGCUGUUAAAGGUUUUCCAGGUUCUUUCUACAUUUGCCAAAAAUGGCUCCAAAACGAAGUGGAGUUGGAAAAGCCCCUGUUGCUGCAGCUAAGAAGAAACCAGUGGAGAAGGUCCGUUCUGCUUUGAACCAGUUCACCAAGACUCUUGACAAGAAAAUGGCAAGGGGAAGAAAAAGGAAACCAAUAAUUGUAAAUGUUCAAGACGCAAUCAAUGAUGAGUCUUCCUCCCAACAGCUGCAACAAGAUGAAGCUGGAUCAGAAAUAGGAACUGACCAAUUUGCCCACCCAAGGAGAAACUGUACAAAUAUCCACAAAAUUCCAAUAAAACCAAAAAGAGGGGGUACUAAGUGCUUUGAUGUUCACAAGCUAGGGCCAAAUGAAAGGAUUAAGGUUGAUAUUAAUCGAAAUGGGCAAGCUGUUGGUCCAGGUGGUCAAAAGCUCAGUAGUUUCUUAGGCACAAUUGCUAGGAAUUCCAUGCUAUGUCCUUUAAAUUAUGAAGAUUGAAGGGACAUGCCCGAGACUACCAAGGCUGACCAAAUGGCUUAUAUUAAGGUAAUAUUACCAUCUAAAAAUUGUUUAUU
Messenger RNA from Rubroshorea leprosula, 802 nucleotides. NCBI's taxonomy places the organism in Eukaryota, Viridiplantae, Streptophyta, Magnoliopsida, Malvales, Dipterocarpaceae. The record is from the annotation of a GenBank genome assembly.